CAAUACACAAAUCAAUUCUUGCAUACCAUUACAUGCAUUACAAAGAGAGGUAGUGAAAAGGUAGUGGUGAAUAUUUUGGACUAAAGUUUUUUUUACAAGAAAAAUAAAGAUCAAUCAUGAUUGAAUUUAGUAAUUGCUGCUUCUGCGUGCCUCUGAGGACUGGCUGCCUCAUCCUCGGCUACCUACAGCUGAUAGCGUCCAUAAUCCUCGCGAUAAUUUCCAUCGUGACUCUGGUGGCGGUGGGCGCUGUGGUGGCGACUGCGGACGCGCCUGUCAACGAGAGUGCCGUGGCGGCGCUCGUCUCAGUCUACGUCAUCAUUCUCAUACUGGUCACCGUCCUACUCACCUUCUCUAUACUCCUGGUUGUUGGAAUACACAAGGAGAGACGUAGCUAUGUGAAGGCCUUCUUGAUAUAUGAUCUUAUCUUCAUCAUCCUAUACGCCAUCAUGUACAUAGUCCGAUGCGCCACGCUGCCUCCUAACGUGGGCUUCAUCGUCGGCACGCUCAUACAAAUAUUGCUCAGCAUUUACUUCCUCCUUGUCAUCCGGAGCUACUGGGUCAUUAUGGGUAGCAACGUCAAUACAGCUUAGCUUUAUUAGAAAGAAACUUAGUGUGAGAUGUUCCGAAAAGUUUAAAGAAGUACAAAUGUUAUUAAUGUUUAAUAAUGUAAUAUAAGCAGCGAAAAGCGAAGGAUCAUUCAUAUAAAACGCGUUUCUAGUCAUUACUGACAUUCGAUAAUUUUUGUUUCUACCCGCGUAAUGUAUGUAUGAAGUCAGGCGAGUAUAAUAAAAGAAACUAGAAAUCUAAGUGUGAAGCUCGCCUGACUUCAUACAUAAAUUACAUGGGUAGAAAAAAAAAAAUUUUUAACUUUUUAGUGUUUGUGAAUAUUGAAAUCGGUUUUAUAUAUUUUUUUUAUUUUUUCCCCCCCAAUUUUUAGUGGCCUCACUGUACUAAAAUUUGCUAUGCCUAGUUAAAAACAUACUAUUUACUUUACACUGGUCGCGAGCAAAUUACUCUUAUUCAUUCAGGAGUUCUGUUCUCCAUCUACGAAUAUAUUCAUCAGAUCUUCACCGAUCGUAAUACAUCACGGUAAAAUUUUCGUUCCCUAGGUACGCCACGCGUAGGUACAGAAUGCUUCUAUGUUUUAUCUCUCGCUGUGUAUCUAUACUAAUAUUAUAAAGAGGAUACCUUUGUAUUUUUGUAUGUUUGUAUUGAAUAGGCUCAAAAACUACUGGACCGAUUUCAAAAUUUCUUUUAC
Messenger RNA from Maniola jurtina (meadow brown), 1258 nucleotides. RefSeq lists its product as uncharacterized. The record is from RefSeq and is a predicted model, not a curated record. Lineage: Eukaryota; Metazoa; Arthropoda; Insecta; Lepidoptera; Nymphalidae. The coding region runs from base 117 to 590 and encodes 157 amino acids. The transcript has 5 exons.